UAAAUUAAAUGUUAAAAUGCAGAAAUUAUGUUGGAAACUCGAUGCAGUGUGGUUUUCCUGAAGCUAAAAAUAGAAAAUAUUUUUGUCUUGCCUGAAAGUUUAACAAAUGAGUACCUCUACACCUCUGAAAACAUCGCCCACUUUUUUUCACUUGGGCCAGUGACGCAGAAGGUACCUGGAUUUCGUGUGCGCACAAAGAUACGUGGGCGUUCCUUUGACGUAAAACGACAGUUUUUUUUACAUUUUGCAGUCAUUUCAAAAAGUUAUUUAACGAAUUUUUCAUAAAAUUUAAUGGUCAUGAUUGUGAAAUAAAAUUUAAUUCAUUAAUUUUCAUCGCCAAAGUUUUCAUUAUUUUGUUAUGGUUAUACACUGUGAAAUACAAUUAAAUUAAUUUCCAGGGCCAUUGUCAAAUUUAAACACAGCAGUUUUUCUGGCGAGCUUGCAAAUCUUAAAGAUAUAAAAAAAUCACCUUAAUAUUGUUUGUACCGCACCUUAGGCUUGCAUCCAAUUUCGUUGUACUGUAUAGAAUGACAAAAAGUUUAUAUUAUUAUUAUUAUUAUUAUUAUUAUUAUUAUUAUUAUUAUUACUGCAUUUACAUCUUAAAUGAUGAUGAGCUAGAUUCUAUAUGUAGAUAUGUGCUUUAUGACUUGGUCAGCUAUGCAAAAUCAACAUGCGUUUGCAGAAUCUUCUCCAACGUACGUCAGAUGAACAUCUUUACAUAGCCCUGGGGGACAAGUUUAUUAAUCAGUCACGAGCCUAGUCCGUCCCAAAACGUAGUCUCGCGCUGCUUGUGUGUGUCACGAGCUCACGUCUUCGCUUGUUGCCCCUUUAAAAUCAGAAUUCAAGGCCAAUGAUUUAUCAAACUCCUAUUUUAAGGAAAAUGACAUGCGGAGGGUACCGUGCCAUGCACUGACGCAAACCCGAUCUUUCCCACAGAGAUAUAGAAAGCUUUGCACAACCAAAUUCUGCCUGUCGUUCUUCCAGCUGUUUCCAACGCACAUUUGCUGACUCUGCAUAAAUGGAUUUUUCUGAACACGGAGAAAUGUUAAGACAGCCACCAAACAGCAGUCUGCCCCAGCCUGGUGGAGCGGUUGGAGCGACUAACAACAAACCGGAGAAUGGAAAUCCGGUGCCCCAAAAGCAGUCUGCAAACGAACGGAAAACUUUUUGUCCUUCGGAAAACAAACCUUGUGAAAUGGACUCUAAUAAAGCCUACGGGACGUUUAAAAACGCCACCCAAGGACCCACGUUUGCUUCCGUUAACUCUGAUGUGCGCAAAGAUUCCGUAGGUAAAAUGGAUGUUUCGACCGCUCACGGUAAAGCCACUUCGGACGUGAUGUCUAAUGACCAAGGUGCCGUUAGGAUCUCGGCAGAGCAUAAUAACACCAUCGGAGACUGGACCUCCAUGAGCCAGACCACCAUCAUACUGGGUACAGAUGGCAAUACGUCUGUUCUGCCUGGCACGGUGACCCGGGAUGACGAUGAUGCAGGAGGAGAUGAAAAUAAAGCCCGGGGAAACUGGUCCAACAAACUGGAUUUUAUUCUGUCCAUGGUGGGAUAUGCCGUGGGACUAGGGAAUGUGUGGAGAUUCCCAUAUCUUGCUUUCCAGAAUGGUGGAGGUGCGUUUCUGAUACCUUACCUAAUAAUGUUAGGUCUCGCUGGUAUACCUAUUUUUUUGCUGGAGGUGUCGCUGGGUCAGUUCGCCAGCCAAGGCCCCGUGUCAGUAUGGAAAGCAAUUCCGGCUCUACAAGGUUGCGGGAUUGCCAUGUUGAUAAUAUCUGUCUUGAUAGCCAUAUAUUAUAAUAUUAUUAUGUGCUGGACAUUGUACUACCUGUUCGCUUCGUUGAAGGAGACUCUUCCAUGGGCCAGCUGUAAAAAUGAAUGGAACACAAUGGGGUGCAAAGACAAAGACAUGCUACUUUUGGACUCGUGUAUACUAAGGGACAAAAAUAUCACAUCAAUCAAGAACACUACAUUCUGUUUAUCUGCAAAUGCUGUUGGGAACAUAAGUAAACUAUUUAAUGUGACAGAAAAUAAAACCUAUGUCAGCCCUAGUGAGGAGUAUUUCAAGUAUAAUGUGUUGCAUAUUUCCAAGGGUAUUGAAUACCCAGGGGACAUCCGUUGGCCCUUGGCAGCCUGCCUUUUUCUGGCAUGGCUUAUUGUCUAUGCCUCUUUGGCUAAAGGGAUCAAGUCAUCAGGGAAGGUGGUGUAUUUUACUGCCACUUUUCCUUAUGUCGUGCUGGUUAUCCUGUUGAUCAGAGGAGUCACUCUGCCUGGAGCUGGUUCUGGUAUUCUUUACUUCAUAACACCCAAAUGGGAAAAACUCAAUGAUGCCAAGGUGUGGAAGGAUGCUGCCACACAAAUUUUCUUCUCUCUGUCUGCAGCUUGGGGUGGUCUCAUAACCCUUUCAUCCUACAAUAAGUUCCAUAACAACUGUUACAGAGAUACUCUCAUAGUGACAUGUACUAACAGUGCCACCAGUAUAUUUGCUGGCUUUGUCAUUUUUUCAGUUAUUGGCUUUAUGGCUCAUGAGCUUAAAGUUCCAAUUGAGAAGGUGGCAGAUGAAGGUCCAGGUAUAGCAUUUGUGGUGUACCCAGAGGCUCUGACCAGGCUGCCCUUAUCACCAUUCUGGGCCAUUAUCUUCUUCCUCAUGCUCCUUACACUCGGUCUGGACACUAUGUUUGCCACCAUAGAAACUAUUGUGACCUCUGUUUCUGAUGAGUUUCCCAAGUACCUGCGCAAACACAAGCCUUUGUUCACUUUGGUUUGCUGUAUGGCCUUUUUUGUGCUGGGCUUUCCCAUGAUCACUGAGAGUGGAAUGUACAUGCUUCAGCUGGUGGACACUUAUGCAGCCUCUUAUUCUCUGGUCAUCAUUGCAAUAUUUGAACUGAUUGGAGUCUCGUACAUUUAUGGUCUAAAACGGUUUUGUGAGGACAUUGAGAUGAUGAUUGGCUUCCAGCCAAACCGGUUUUGGAGAAUCUGCUGGGCCUUUGUUACACCCACCAUUCUUACAUUUAUUUUGGCAAUUAGUCUGUACCAGUGGAAGGUGAUGACAUAUGAAAAUUACACUUAUCCAACUUGGUCCAUGGUUCUCGGCUGGCUUAUGGUCAUCUGCUCUGUCAUAUGGAUUCCUAUUAUGUUUGUUAUCAAAAUGUACCUUGCACCUGGAACAUUCAUUGAGCGCUUGAAGUUAGUAUGCUCUCCUCAACCUGACUGGGGCCCAUUCUUGAUGAAACAUCGCGGAGAGCGCUACAAGAACAUGAUUGACCCACUGGGCACAAACUCCCUUGGCCUUAAACUCCCCCCUAAAGAUUUCCAACUAUCAGCCCAAUAUCAGUAGUCUUCCUCAAACUUCCACGGCCUCCGAGGGUGAGAUUUGCGCAUAAGUGUUUCCUUAUUCAACUCCCCCCUUUACAGUAAUGUUUUCUUUCAGCCAUAUUCCCCCUCUUCUGGCACUUUGAAGGAUUUCGUCAGCUGGAAAGCAGAGACAGCUCCCCAUGAUUGUGGUGUUGUUUGUUUUCAUGAAUAAGAAUUUGUAUUCAGUGUGACAGGAGAGGUAUUUUGCACAUUCUGAUACUGUACACCAAUCCCAGCCGUACCUUUUUCUCAGAGGCAAUAUGUGAUGAUGCUGUUGCAGUAUUUAACUGAAUACUCAUCACACAGUGGUCAUUGAUGACUGCUGAAAUACAGUAUAAAACAAUUGAAUGGGAGACUAAACUUCAUAUUUAUUCUCUAUUUACUGGUCGUCUCUAAAUGUUGCAGCAUAAAUGAGAUAAACUGCUGUGUAGUCCUCAAUGAACUCUAACUUUACUGGUAUCAUACUCUGGCUUUCUGUCUGUGUCUACUUAUACAGUACCUUGUGCCUCAGACUUCCUCUGUUUAUAAAUAUUGCAUAGUACAGUGCUAAUGAAACCAAGCGAGCUACAUUUUAGAUGGAAGUGAGCACAUUUCAGUAUUUGCGAAUUAUAAGCUAUUCUUCUCUUUCUAACAAUUUGCUAAUCUUGCAGAACUAUCUCUACAAUGUUAUAAAAGCCAAACUCCUAGUGUAUGUUCCAGUAGUAUACUGUAGUUAUAGUAAAGUCAUGAAAAAUAAGCCAUGCAAAACUGUAACAAUACUCUUCUGUGUCGUUCAGACUGGUACUCAACAGCCAACUAGCAGACUACACUAAUAUUUAGAAUAUGCUUUCAAGUGUGUUGUAAUCUCUUUGAAAAAGACUCUGUGAAUCCUUCUUUCCUCCUUAUGCAGUACACAAACUUAUGAUGGAGUACAACAAAGGAAAAAGACAUGUGAAAGUGUGAUAUGCCUGGCCAACCAGUGAGGUUAAAGAAAUGUCGGUUUCAUGUAAUUUGGUGUAUUUUUAGAAAAUUACAAAAACAUGUGCUAAUGUAGUUGACCCUUUAGAAUAUUUUAACAAUUGCUUGCAGAGGACGCGUAGAUUAGAAAAGCAAACUUUGUUCAAUGUGUGAUAGAUGUUUGGGGACCAUGCUCCUUCAAAAAUUUCCAUUGCUGUUUGUCUUCAUGAAACAGGGUCUCAGGAAUUACUCCGUUUCAUCCACCUUGUUAGAUGUCGGAUUAGAGUCUCUAGAAGCAAUAUAUAUAAAUAUAUAUAUAUAUUUGUGAUGAAAUGUAAUGCAAAUCAUGCCUUGAAUAUUAUACCAUGCUGUAUGUUGACAUCCCAUAUGUAGAUAUCUUGCAAGACAAAUGUGAUUCUAAACAGAAUUUUUGUUGCGCUGGUCAGUCAAAGCUAACAAAAUAGAAGUACAAAGCUUUUAAAAGCGACUAGCUUAAGCCUCAUUCAUAAUAAGUGGUUGCUAUCAACCAAAAUAACACUCAAGCCCUGAUAGAAAGGCAAAUAGUUUGUCGGUAAAUGAUAAGUAAAAUGUAUAUGAUAUGGUCUGUCACUACAAGCAAAGCCUAAGAUACACACUGCCCAGGCAAUGCGAGUAAUUCAGAAGUAUUAAUACUGAGAAUAAGUACUUUGCCAGGGCUUACUGAAUGAUGCGUUUUAAAAGCCAUGUAAUUUGCAGUUACAAUAUACUACACUAAUCACAUUAAAAAUAGAGAAUUUAUAAACACUAGCACAGAAAAAAUUGUCUUUACUAUAUUAGUGCCACAAAAGAGAUGUCUCUGUUAAUUGUUUAGUCUUAAUCUUUCUCUGUACUAGGCUAUGUGUGUGCUUGUGUGAAUGUGUGAAUUAAUGUGCAGUGCUAACUGCUUAGAUUUAUGCCUACUGUAUCCAACCAUAUGAUCAAACAGUGAAAAAGUUUGGGAAAAAACAAGCAAUCUGUUAUCCCAAUCUUUGUGCACUUGGUUCCUGCAGACGGUAGUUUUAAAGUAUUUACAAUAGGUGUUCAUCAACCAAGCUUUAAAAGAAAUGCAAGCCAUGAUUUAAUAGAUUUUAAUAAAAUCUCCCAGUGUGAUAGGGGUUAUGUAGCACAAAAGUAUACAAAGCACAACCUAAUGUUGUGAGUUGUAGACAGUGUCUUGCUGCUGUUAUCAUUGUUGCAAGUUCUAGCUAGUGUUUCCCUUGGCUUAUGUAUUGCUGUGUGUCGGUCCGAGAGAAAUUGUUACAAUCCCCUUCAUUUAAACACUCUGGGAAAAAAUGGUAACAGUCUUGCAUGUGCUGUUUGUGUUGCUGUGGAUUAUUUGUCCAUGUAAAUUUCAUUCCUUUUUACUUCUUUACCUGAGUCUGUCCCACACUUAGCAGCUGCACCUGAGUUUGCCACCUUUUUCUACCUACAGGCGACACUGGGCAGUAGGUAACCAAAGAAGGAGAAAUAUCUUUAAAAAUAACAUAUUUAAAACUAAAAAGAAACAUUUACAUAUACAAAUAGCCUAUUUAUAAAUAUAUAAAUAUAUAUAUUAUAUUAAUUCAAUAAGAAAAUGAAAAAUAUUAUUCUGUGUAUUUAGAAGACUGAGAUACUGCCACUCAUUGUUCAUUUAGUGAUCAUUUUUGAUGUGUGCCAAUAUGUUAUAUGACAUCUUCAGGUAACCUUUGGCCUUAUAGAUGUCCUCUGGUAAUAAACUAAUGUAUUUAUUAUAGAACAAUGAUACAGAGUAGCUUCCAAUCAGUCAUUAUGUGGUUAGCCUAUAUUGCAAUGUAUGUUGUGUCAUUUGGCACUUUACUGUGGACCUAUCGGAGUAUAGGUAAAAAUUCUUAUUACUUGGGUAAUGUCAUAUAUCUGUGUGUUUUACAUGAGGUAAAUCUGCCUAUGGAUACAGAUAUGUACCUCCAAAAUAUCAUGGCAUCUUAUGGUUUGAAUAAUAUAGUACAAUUGAAUAAUGAAAAUAUCUAGAUUUUAAAUCUUGUGCCAGUCAAAAAAUACAACAAAAUAUAUAAAAAGAGAAAAUAAACAUAUAUGAAAAGGCAUAUUUUAUUUUCAAUGUCAUUUAUCCUGGAGGCCCUACCUCAGAUUUUGUAUUUAUGUAUAGAAAUGUAAUUUGAAUCAUAGUGUCUUUGCCAAUAUUAUAAUAAAACAAUGUUUAUCAUAAACUGUAUAACACCUUAAUCAAUAAAUAAAUGUUAAUGUUUAUAACUUCA
Paramisgurnus dabryanus is the source of this 6542-nucleotide messenger RNA. RefSeq names its product solute carrier family 6 member 5 (gene slc6a5). Gene Ontology annotation, cellular component: plasma membrane. Gene Ontology annotation, biological process: nitrogen compound transport; amino acid import across plasma membrane; sodium ion transmembrane transport. Gene Ontology annotation, molecular function: amino acid:sodium symporter activity. The record is from RefSeq and is a predicted model, not a curated record. NCBI's taxonomy places the organism in Eukaryota, Metazoa, Chordata, Actinopteri, Cypriniformes, Cobitidae.